GUGCUUUUAGUUGAGCUGUCAUGGCGACCACGGAGAGUAGUAGCAACAAUACCAAUGGUGGUGCUGGUGGCGAGGGCAACGGCGGCUCCUGGGUUGCGUCCUGCUGGCGGCGGCCGCGCUCGGCGCCGGAGUGUCUCUUGCUCUCGGCCGUCCGGUUCGCCGAGAAGGUGGGCCAGACCGCGAGGGACGAUCCCAGGCGGGUGGCGCACUCGCUCAAGGUCGGGCUGGCACUCACGCUGGUGUCCGUCGUCUACUACGUCAGGCCGCUCUUCAACGGCUUCGGGGGCUCCGCCAUGUGGGCUGUGCUCACCGUCGUCAUCGUCAUGGAGUUCACAGUCGGUGCAACUCUUAGUAAAGGCCUCAACAGAGCUCUCGCGACGUUGGUCGCCAGUUCCCUGGCCAUCGGAGCUCAUGAGGGAGCUAGCCUCGUCGUCCCAAGAAGUGAAAUGGCAGAGUCCAUACUGCUCGUCGUCUUCGUCUUCUUCGUAGCGUCCGCUGCGACCUUCUCACGGUUCAUCCCGGAGAUCAAGGCGAGAUUCGACUACGGCGUCAGUAUCUUCAUACUCACCUUCAGUCUCGUGGCCGUCUCAAGCUACCGCAUAGAGGAGCUCAUGCCCCUCGCGCUCCAGCGCACCUCCACCAUCUUCGUCGGCGUCGCCAUCUGCCUCUGCACCACCAUCUUGGUCUUCCCUGUAUGGGCUGGUGAGGACCUUCACAAGCUCGCCGCCGGCAACCUUGACAAGCUGGCUGACUUCCUUGAAGGAAUGGAAACUGAAUGCUUUGGUGAGAAUGCUAGAAGUGGGGAUCUGGAAGGCAAAGACUUUCUUCACGCGUACAAGAGCGUCCUCAGUUCAAAGGACAAAGAGGACUCUUUGUGCACACUAGCCAAGUGGGAACCUAUUCAUGGCAAGUUCCGCUUCAGACACCCAUGGAGUGAAUACCAGAAUCUUGGUACUCUUUGUCGCCAAUGCGCUGCUACAAUGGAGGCUCUUGCUUCUUAUGUUGUCAUCCUAACAAAAUAUCAGUAUCCUGAAGCCAAUCCAGAGCUAUGCUUGAAGGUUCAGACAACAUGCAGUCAAAUAAGCUUGCACUCUGCUAGGAGUCUCAGAGAACUCUCGUCAGCAGUUCGGUCAAUGACCACACCAGCUCCAACAAACAAUGACUUGUCUGCUGCCAUGAAAGCUGCAAAUGGCUGUAGAAACGAAUUACUGGAAGACGCGGCUCUAUUGCAAGUGGUGCACAUAGCGGUUAUUGCAUCACAUAUAUCAGACUUGGUUAUUCAGAUAAAUAAAAUAACAGAAUCGGUUGACAACCUAGCACGACUUGCCCGCUUCAGAAACCCAAAAAUUACGCAAAAUGAUGUAGUUAUCAAUGUAAAGAUAGUCGAUAAUAGAUGAUCUUCUGUGACACAAAUAAA
Messenger RNA from Setaria italica (foxtail millet), 1417 nucleotides. Its product is annotated as aluminum-activated malate transporter 1. Lineage: Eukaryota; Viridiplantae; Streptophyta; Magnoliopsida; Poales; Poaceae. The transcript has 5 exons. The coding region runs from base 21 to 1397 and encodes 458 amino acids. The record is from RefSeq and is a predicted model, not a curated record. Gene Ontology annotation, cellular component: plant-type vacuole membrane. Gene Ontology annotation, biological process: malate transport.